AUGCCUAGAAACGCCCGCAAAAAGGAAAAUGUUAAACAAGAGAGAAAAGGGAAAGUUAACAUAGAAUCAAAGGGAACAGUUACAGUAAUCAACCGAGGACAAGAGAAAGUUAAACGUAAACCGCCAGUAAAACCACCGGUCAAGUCGCCCGUGAAGCAGCAAACGAAGCCAGUAAAAAACCCAGGUGGUCGGGGACUUGGGAAAGCAGGGGCUAGACGUUUGGGUCAGCUAUUGAAGCGUGCAAUCCAAGAGAAGAAGAAUGUUACAGGUUACGAAAAAGUGCCUUUGCCAACGACCCCAGUUCGCCUGUUCAAGUACCAGGCAGAGGCUGCAUCUGCACCCAAAACCAACGAUGCAAGGCGUGUGGCUACCCGGGUCUCCCAGCUCAUCCUUCGGGUAGUCUCCCAGUGCAAGCACCGGGGUGGCAUCUCCAUGGUGGACCUCAAGCAUGCCCUGGCUGCUGGUGGCUAUGAUGUCACCAAGAACAAUACCCGUGUGAACUUAGCUGUGAAAGGCCUGGUGAGGAAGGAGACACUGGUGCAGACUACUGGAGUUGGUGCAUCUGGGUCAUUUAAACUCAACAAGAAACUGACGUAUGAGAAGAGAGUUAAGACAAGAGCCAUGAGAGACCGUGCAGCAGCUGAGAGGGCCAAGCAGAGAGACCGUGCAGCAGCUGAGAGGGCCAAGCAGAAAAAAGGAAUUUUGAAGCCAGCAGCAGAGAAAGGAAAGGCCUUGAAACCAACAGGAAAAGGCCAGAAACCAGGAGCAAAAACUACUAAACCAGCAGGAAAAGCUCUGAAACCAGGAACAAAAACAACUAAACCAGCAAGAAAAACAGCUCAACCAGCAGACAAGAACAAAACAGUUGUAGGAAAAGGUCAAAGGGAAAUAGGAGAUAGACCAAAACAAAUAGGCAAAAGCCACAAACCAGCAGGACAAGCAUCAAAAUCACCAGCCAAGGUCCAAAAAACAGGCUACAAAUUCCCGAAACCUGCAGGGAAGUCCUUGAAAGCAGCCAAUCAGAAAACUCGUAAAAUGGUUGUAACCCGCAAUACAAAGCCACGGAUAUAGUAACCUAUAUU
This is a messenger RNA of Oncorhynchus masou masou (cherry salmon), 1082 nucleotides long. RefSeq names its product histone H1.5-like. Gene Ontology annotation, biological process: nucleosome assembly. The coding region runs from base 1 to 1071 and encodes 356 amino acids. Gene Ontology annotation, molecular function: DNA binding. The transcript is spliced from 3 exons. Gene Ontology annotation, cellular component: nucleosome. Lineage: Eukaryota; Metazoa; Chordata; Actinopteri; Salmoniformes; Salmonidae. The record is from RefSeq and is a predicted model, not a curated record.